Molecule: messenger RNA, 1431 nt
Organism: Phragmites australis (common reed)
Lineage: Eukaryota; Viridiplantae; Streptophyta; Magnoliopsida; Poales; Poaceae
Product: F-box/kelch-repeat protein At1g80440-like
Exons: 1
Coding region: 130-1272 (380 amino acids)
Biological process (GO): negative regulation of cytokinin-activated signaling pathway; regulation of phenylpropanoid metabolic process
Molecular function (GO): protein binding
Source: RefSeq, a predicted model, not a curated record
CGCUACUCGUCUGGCACAAACAUACCAACACACACAGCUCAAAGAAGCCAAGAACCUCUAGUUUCUUGCUCGAAUCCAGCAUCUGAACAUCAUCACACACGUGCCGCUGAAUUGAUCAAGGCAACAGCAAUGGGUGAGCUGAUCCCUGGGUUGCCGGAGGAGGUGGCGAGGGAGUGCCUCGUCCGGGUGGGCUUCGACCAGCUGCCGGUGGUCCGCCGCAUCUCGCGCCAGUGGAAGUCGGAGGUGGAGUCGCCGGACUACAACCGUCUGCGAAGGGCGGAGGGGCUGGCUCGGCCGGUGCUCGCGUUGGUCCAGGCCCAGCCAGCAGCGCCGGCGGAUGACGCAGGCCCGGCGCAUAAGCACUCGCCGGGCGCCGGCGCGAGGGCUGGGGCGGGAGGCCCCGCGAACUCCUAUCGGAUGGUGCUUCUUGACCCGGUGGAGGGGCGGUGGGCGCCCCUGCCGGCGCUGCCCGGGCCGACCGGGAGUCUGCCCCUGUUCUGCCAGGUGGCCGCCGUGGACAGCGGAGGGCAGGGGAGGAAGCGGCUCGUGGUCGUCGGCGGCUGGGAUCCGGAGACGUGGGCGCCCAUGGACUCGGUGUUCGUCUACGACUUCCUAACGGGCGUGUGGGAGCGCGGGGCGCCCAUGCCCGGCCCGCGCCGGUCGUUCUUCGCCUGCGCGGCCGUCGGAGGGACCGUGUACGUCGCCGGAGGCCAUGACGAGGAGAAGAACGCGCUGCGGUCGGUGCUGGCGUACGACCCGUACGCCGACACGUGGGCCCAGCUCCCGGACAUGGCGGCGGAGCGUGACGAGCCGCGCGGGCUCUGCGCCGGCGGCAGGUUCCUCGUCGUCGGCGGGUACCCGACGCAGGCGCAGGGUCGGUUCGCCGGCUCUGCCGAGGCAUUCGACCCGGCGACGUCGGCAUGGGCCCCCGUCCAGGAGGGCCUGCUCGAGGAAAGCGUGUGUCCGAGGACCUGCUGCGCGGCGCCAGGGACAGAGCGCAUGUACAUGCUCCGCGACGGGCACCUCGUGGCGCGCGACGGCGCCGCGUCGUGGCGACCCGUGGCCCAGGUUCCGGAGGACGCGCGCACCGCGGCAACCGUCUCCGCGAUCCCGGACGACCGUGUCGUGGUCAUCGGCUCCGGGUGCUACGGCGGCGACCAGACUGUGUACGUGCUCCGGGAGGAGGCCGGGAAGGGCGCGUCCUGGGCGCGCGCGCUGGCGCCGCCGGAGUUCUCCGGGCACGUCCAGGCCUCCUGCUUCCUUGAAAUCUAAUGUGUACAUAUCUACAUAACAAGAACCACCUAUACGUAUAUACACAUGUAAUGAAAAGAGAAAAGUUUAAGAACAGUACCAGGAUAUGUAAUGAGUAAUGUACUACAAAUGUUUGAGAAGCGAGUGAAGUAUCAAUGGCAUUGAGGUCUGUGUUAAUCA